AUGUCCCGCCUCCCCGUCUCGCGACCACAGAAUGCAGCUGGGUUUCGAAGCUGGCUGAAAUGGCAGGUUGUCGGCAAGAAUGGGCCGCUGCUGCGUCGGCUGAAGCUUAUGUCGGUGGCACUCAUUGCGCCUGAGCUCAUUCUUGGCUUUGCGGCCAGACAAUGCUUGAUGGCGCGGUCUUUCUCACAAGACUACGGGGUCCCGCUGACCCAUGGCUUCUUCAUCGUUAUGGGCGGCUUUGUCGAUGUUGAUGAACAUCCUAUUAAAUCCACGCCGUCAAAAGAGUCCGACAUCGAUGACAAGAGCAAAGGGGACCUGUUCUCGAAAGGCAUUGCCCUUUGUCAAGGGCUUUGGUUUAUCGCCCAGUGCAUCGCACGAAGGCUGCAGCGGCUCCCUCUAACGUCGCUCGAAGUGGCCACAUUGUCAUUCGCGGUGCUCAACGCGCUGACGUGGCUAUUCUGGCUGGGUAAGCCGCUCGAUGUGCGCAAUCAAAUCAAGCUUCCUGUCCGCACCAGCCCCCCAAACCACACCGCCAGCCCUCCGUACCCCGCCAGCGCCUCGUGGCUCGACCGCUUCCUCAGUGUAUUCGUAAACGCCUACCACGAGGCCGACUACGAUCCCCUGUCCAACACGGCGGUUCCCACGUUCUGGUGCACCACCGUAUCCAAUUACAUCGACAUCCGCAGCUCCACGCGGGCGCAUUGGCUGCCGUGGACCCUCACGGACGCGAUCCCGUUCUUGUCCGGGACGCUGUUUGGCGGCAUCCCACUGCCUCGCGUGGCGCGCCGCGUUCCCUUCCCGUGCCGAAAUGUGGCUCUGGCGCAGCUCCGCGCUGGUACUAACUGUGGCGCCCCCGGUCUUCCUUAG
Molecule: messenger RNA, 867 nt
Organism: Mycena indigotica
Lineage: Eukaryota; Fungi; Basidiomycota; Agaricomycetes; Agaricales; Mycenaceae
Exons: 3
Coding region: 1-867 (288 amino acids)
Source: RefSeq, a predicted model, not a curated record